AUGAGCUGUCAUAUAUGCGACUCUGCCCACUCCCGCCUCCCAUGCUUCUGUCCGACAUGCGCCCGCAAUCGCCUCUACCCUCUGCGCUUGGAAAUCACCCGAGCUCUUCUAGCGAAGGAAAUCCUAUCAAAACAGAUUGAAAGAGCUGUUGCCGAUGGAACUCCGGACAAGCAACACCCCGGGUCUGGAGAGCAGUCUUCGAGAUUGAACCGUCAAAGUACGAGUACGAGUACUUGGUCUCUCGAAACGAUCUCCAGCGAACAAACCGCCUCGAUAUCAAGGAGGGAUGACCUGUCCCGAAAUAUUAAGGUCUUAAAAGAGGAGAUAAAUAUUAAAAACGCUGGCCUGGCGGAACUAAGAGCAAGUCUCUCUCGGAGACGCGCCGAUGCUGAAUCUGCCCAGUACCAGCUUGCGGAGCGGGAAACGGCGACUCUGACGGGCAUAGAGAAUGCAAUCAAAAGAGCUGAGCAUCUUUGGCAUUCUUUGCAUAGUAAGACGGCAGAGGCGCGGAUCUUCCUUUGUCGAGAAGCUGCGCAUCUCUAUGGCUUACGACAGAAAACGGCGAGAAAAGGCGACCCUCGUCAAUUAUACGUGCUAGGAGGCAUGUCUAUAGUGGAUUUAAGGGACAUGAAUGGCAAGUCUUACUUUAUGGGCGCAAGGACUGUGGACGCAAAUCAUACUGACAUCUUUCAAGGCGCCACACCGGCUCAAAUUUCUACAUCCUUCUCGAACGUUGCUCAGCUCCUUGUCCUGGUCUCACACUACCUUUCUCUCAGGCUACCAGCCGAGAUAACUCUGCCUCACCGAGACUAUCCGACCCCGACCAUAUACCCUCCUGCCUCCUCAUAUGAUUUGCGGGGAAUGACUGGGAAAAAUACUGCCCAUUCAUCGCCGUCGAGUCAAGCCGCCUCGAGAACGGGAGAUGCACGUACCCAGUCUCGCCCGCGGCCACUCUUCAUCGACAAGUCUCUCCAACGGCUAGCAAAAGAAGACCCUGGCACAUAUGCGCUCUUUAUUGAGGGAGCGACACUGUUAGCCUGGGAUGUGGCGUGGUUGUGCCGAACUCAAGGCAUCAACCUGACGUCCGACUCUUGGGAAGAAGUUUGCGACAUGGGCAAGAGCAUGUACCAGCUACUAGUUGCUCCACCAGCCCAGCCGUCUUCUUUGAUGAGAGCUUUUGCAAGUCGCGAUACACAGACUAAGAUCAAGUCCACCAAGGACUCCCCACAAACGACUAUCCAACGCAGGAAAUCAUUUCCCAUGCUUGGGCAUUACUCACACGGCACAGUGCACUCCUUUCUAGCUGCAUCCGAAGGAUCCGAGUAUAUGCGUACCUGGAAAUUACCAACGCCCACGAAGAUCGUGGAUAAACUUAAGGCCAAUCUACUUGGAGAAAUGGCCAGUGCGGAAUGGGAACUGCUAGAAGAAAAUGAAUGGGACGAUGGGCCUACAGAACCCGAUCAAUCGCCUUUCAUACAGAAUUCCAACAUUUCGAGUUCCCCUUCGGCCCCUAUUCAAUCAAAUGAGGGUGCAAACAAUGAACCAUCCAACCAGGGCGCCGAUGACAGCCGUCGCUCAAAAGGCAAUAGCGGCUGGAUGAAGCUCAACAAUCGAUAG
Penicillium manginii is the source of this 1617-nucleotide messenger RNA. Its product is annotated as Atg14 domain-containing protein. Gene Ontology annotation, biological process: SNARE complex assembly. The record is from RefSeq and is a predicted model, not a curated record. Gene Ontology annotation, molecular function: SNARE binding. The coding region runs from base 1 to 1617 and encodes 538 amino acids. Gene Ontology annotation, cellular component: endosome; lytic vacuole. Lineage: Eukaryota; Fungi; Ascomycota; Eurotiomycetes; Eurotiales; Aspergillaceae. The transcript has a single exon.